Messenger RNA from Bursaphelenchus xylophilus (pine wood nematode), 978 nucleotides. NCBI's taxonomy places the organism in Eukaryota, Metazoa, Nematoda, Chromadorea, Rhabditida, Aphelenchoididae. The record is from the annotation of a GenBank genome assembly.
AUGACCGAUAUGAAGGAAAAUGAUCUGGACGGACCCGCGGCCGAAAUUACUCGGGUUGUGAAGAGAUCUGGGGCUUUCGAUAACAUCAAAAAGUCUGCAGUUGACGAGUUGCAGAUGCUGGUGGGUAAUCUGUUAUUUAUUAGUUUAUUUUUGAAUUUAGGAGCAAGUUCAAGUCCAAAGUUCACUGAUGUUCAGUGUAAUGAAGGUCCUCUUUGAACAACAGAAUAGGUCAACAAAGGGAGUGAUGAGCUUAGCCGAAAGAAGAAUGCAGUUAAAGGACAAUAUAAGAAAGGGUUCUAUGUACAAGAGUUUAACCAAUUAUUUCCAAGAGGUAAGAGUGUCGAGAAAGAAUUUAUUUGUGUUGUUUUAGAGCGAUGCAUAUAAGGAUGCAUGUGAUCGUUUGGCAGAGGAAGUGGAUCGAGUUGUAUCUAAGCAUUAUCCGGCUUAUAGACCGUCUGAGGUUGGCUGUAUGCAGGUUAUGUUUAUUUUUAGCCUUCUACGAGUAAUGUGGAUAUCAUGCCCAGCUUUCAAUUACCAGACAAAGCACCCACAUCCAUAGUGCCAGCGCCCACGAUGUAUCCGAUGCCUCCUCCAAUGAAUGUAUCUACUAUGGAUAUUCCGCCGCAAACUUUCGCGCCAUCUGAUGAAGUUCCUGCACCUUCUCUUCCUUUCUCUUUUCCUCCCCCAGUGAAUAUGAUGUCAUGCCCUCCUAACGUUCCUCUUGCUGACAUGGGAGCUAUACCGACGCCGGUAAUUAUUCCCCCAGUUUCUAUGCAUCCUUCUAUCGAUUACAUGAACAGUCAGGAGCCUCUUCAUGUCAAGGCUGAGGUUAUAGAUACGUCGAUGGAUAAUAAUGAUCAGAUGGAUAUGGAAUUGGAUUCGGGGUCAUCCAGGGCUGCGAGUCCAAUCAGAAUUAAGGAGGAAGUCGUUGAUGAAUCCGAGUUACCUCCUCCACCGAUGCCUCCGCCAUGCCUUUGA